AUGCCUCAGGUAACAUUCCUUCCUCCUCAUAUUGAGGAGUUAUUAGAUAGCGAAAUUGUGACAGAAUUCAAUAUCCAGUCGCUCGAUCAGUACAGACACUGCAUGUCAGUGUAUGUCCUUCGAUUCAAGGAAGAUAGGACCUGGGGAUAUGCGAUAUCGCAUUUCUGCGACACAUGCACCAAGACAGUAUCAUUCCCGGAUUACUGUGCAGAGGAUAAUACGUGUAUAACCAAGACCGUGGGUAUGGAUACUCUUCUUGAGGCCACGUUUAUUACUGAUGUGAAGGGAAUAUCGCUCGGUCCAUUUGGUUGCGAAGAGCUCAGGGAGUGUGUUGGCGAGGUCUGCAGCGAACUGGGCGGGUUGGGAGCUGAUAUGAAGUUUGCAGAGCUAUGCGCAGAAUAUACAGCUAGGGUAGUGAAGAAGCUGCAGAAUCCGAAAUACUGGAAUGGGUUUAUGAGAAGCAUUCCUUCUAAUGACCGGUAA
Messenger RNA from Linderina pennispora, 483 nucleotides. RefSeq lists its product as uncharacterized. The transcript has a single exon. The record is from RefSeq and is a predicted model, not a curated record. The coding region runs from base 1 to 483 and encodes 160 amino acids. Lineage: Eukaryota; Fungi; Kickxellomycota; Kickxellomycetes; Kickxellales; Kickxellaceae.